CACUCCACUCCUCUCUUCUUUUACUACUUUGCCAAAGACCACUGCUUUUCCAAGAAUUUCUCCCUCCCCACCUUUUUCCAUUAAUUUUUUACUUUUGAUAAUUUCAUCAUGUUUUGUCCAGUUCUUGUUUUUCUGACAUCACUUCUGAACUAAAAGUGAGUGCAAUUAUAGUAGAAGAGGUGGGUUUGCUGCCCUGCUGCCUGGUUCUUUCAGGUUCCCUCACUUAUGUGAUAAAAAACAAACAGAAUCAAAGUUCACAGAAGAGUGAGAGAGAGACAGAAGAGGGAAGAAGACAUUCCUGUUUUGAAAUGGAAGCAAGAAGAAAGAGCAAUGGAGGUUUCUGCAACUUUGGUUUGUUCUCUUGGUUGUUGUUCUGCUGGUGGAGUUGUUCUGCUUAUGGAAUGUUGUCUCCCAGAGGUGUCAACUUUGAAGUGGUGGCUUUGAUGGAUAUAAGGAAUGCAUUAAAAGAUCCCCAUAAUGUUCUCAACUGGGAUGCAACUGCUGUUGAUCCAUGCAGCUGGACGAUGGUCACUUGUUCUGCUGAUGGUCUGGUCACUGGCCUUACCCUCUUUUGUGCUGCAGAGGAGCUCCAAGCCAAAGCUUGUCUGGAAGUCUAUCACCAAGCAUAGGCAACUUGACAAAUCUCCAGCUUGUGCUUCUGCAGAAUAACAACAUUUCAGGACAUAUUCCAGCAGAGCUAGGGAGGCUCACAAGGCUGAAAACUCUUGACCUUUCGAACAAUUUCUUCAAUGGUGGAGUUCCAAGUAGCUUAUCCAGUCUCAAGAGCCUCCAGUACUUGAGGCUGAACAACAACAGUCUGACUGAAGCAAUUCCUCCUCCUUUGGCUAACAUGACACAGCUUACUUUCCUGGACUUGUCUUACAAUAAUUUGAGUGCUCCAAUACCCACUUUCCAUACAAAAACAUUCAACAUAGUGGGAAACCCUCUGAUAUGUGGAGCUGAGCAGGAUUGCUUUGGAACAAUACCAACUCCACAGUCACUCUUCCUCAAUAGCUCCCAAACCUCCCAGCCCUCUGGAGCUCACAAGGGACACAAGAUCGCCUUAGCACUUGGCUCAACCCUCGGCUGCAUGUUCCUGCUGGCUUCAGCCUUUGGUUUCUUACUUUGGCUGAGGCAAAGACACAACCAACAGAUCUUCUUCGAUGUCAAUGAGCGACACGAGGAGCUCAACCUCGGAAACCUCAAGAGAUUUCCUUUCAAAGAGCUUCAGGUAGCUACAAACAACUUCAGCAGCAAGUACCUCAUAGGGAAAGGUGGGUUUGGCAACGUAUACAAAGGUUACCUCUCGGAUGGGACACUUGUAGCAGUGAAGAGGCUCAAAGAUGGGAAUGCGAGUGGUGGAGAGAUUCAGUUCCAGACUGAAGUAGAGAUGAUAAGCUUGGCAGUCCACCGGAAUCUCCUUCGCCUGUAUGGUUUAUGCAUGACUAAUAGUGAAAGGCUGCUGGUGUAUCCUUAUAUGUCUAAUGGCAGUGUUGCAACAAGACUCAAGGAUGAUGUCUCUCUCUCAAAUGCUGCAGCCAAACCAGCACUGGACUGGGGCACAAGGAAGAGAAUAGCAAUAGGAGCUGCCAGAGGUUUGCUGUACUUGCAUGAGCAAUGUGACCCCAAAAUCAUCCACAGAGAUGUGAAGGCUGCAAACAUAUUGCUCGAUGAUUACUGUGAAGCCGUGGUUGGAGAUUUCGGGCUGGCUAAGCUUUUGGAUCACCAAGACUCGCACGUAACCACAGCUGUGAGAGGCACUGUGGGGCACAUUGCUCCCGAGUAUCUCUCCACAGGUCAAUCCUCUGAGAAAACAGAUGUUUUCGGUUUUGGUAUCCUUCUGCUUGAGUUGAUCUCCGGGUUAAGAGCUCUCGAAUUCGGUAAAUCUUCAAACCAGAAAGGAGCCAUGCUGGAUUGGGUAAAGAAGAUUCACCAGGAGAAGAAGCUCGAGCUGAUAGUUGACAAGGAUCUGAAGACCAACUAUGACAGGAUCGAGCUUGAAGAAAUGGUUCAAGUUGCCUUGUUGUGCACGCAAUACCUACCGAGUCACAGACCAAAGAUGUCCGAAGUGGUUCGGAUGUUGGAAGGAGAUGGACUUGCAGAGAAAUGGGAAGCUUCUCAGAGAGCGGAAGCAACUAGAUCGAGAGGCAACAACGAUUUCUCGUCUUCAGAGCGAUAUUCUGAUCUCACUGAUGACUCUUCGCUGCUUGUCCAGGCAAUGGAGCUCUCUGGCCCCAGAUGACAAGAAUGUUUGAAGAUUAGCCCGACAUAUAAUGCAUGUACAGGAUUUGGAUUCAAAAGAAAACCGCAUAUAGAUAGUGAGUGUUUGACAGCGUCCAUUCAAUUUCAAGUUGAGUGCUUAGUUAUUUUCUGGGGGAGUUCUAUUGCAAGUCCUGUAACGAAUUCCUCUUUUUGUUCUCAAAUGCAUGAUUUUCUGCUACUGAAAGCGUAUGGGAAUGAGUCACCAACACCACUUUGGUACAUGAAGCUUUUAAGCAAUGAAGAGUUAUUGUAACAAAGCAUCAAUGAAGAGUUGUCAACUAGGCCCUCGACCACAGGGUACUAUUGAAGUCCUUGAUAAUAUCUUUCUUAACCUAUGGUUAUCCCCUCGUUAUCGACAUUUCCUAAUAAGUCGCUUUCCAUAGGUUUUCUAUUA
Messenger RNA from Linum tenue, 2656 nucleotides. Lineage: Eukaryota; Viridiplantae; Streptophyta; Magnoliopsida; Malpighiales; Linaceae. The record is from the annotation of a GenBank genome assembly.